AUGCGAGGAGCACUAACUCCCCAUUGCACAGACCCCCGAGGUAGAGGUCCUGCGAUCCGCUCCACUUCCAACAUUGCUGACCUAGCCAAGAGAUUCACGCAUCAAGCUAUCAGUGUCACUGCCAGGGGGCUGCAUCAACAGCAGGGGAGGGUCCAUAGAGCGCCGACACUCCUCAAGGCUCGGGGCCGAGGGCACGGAGAUCAGUGGCACCAUCGACUCACGAACGACAAGCAGCAAGACAGUCACUUACGCCUCAAACAUCAUGCGCAAGAGACAGCGGCAGCCUCAUCGAGAGAGGAAAAGAGCUUGUCCUACUCGCAGCAUAGGGUGAAGCAAUCAGGUGACAUCUACACACUCCGAGUGCCACCUUUUAGCACUCCGCACGGAGACCCAAGCUCCUGA
Pelobates cultripes (western spadefoot toad) is the source of this 402-nucleotide messenger RNA. The record is from the annotation of a GenBank genome assembly. Lineage: Eukaryota; Metazoa; Chordata; Amphibia; Anura; Pelobatidae.